Lasiosphaeria miniovina is the source of this 672-nucleotide messenger RNA. RefSeq lists its product as uncharacterized. The record is from RefSeq and is a predicted model, not a curated record. The transcript has a single exon. The coding region runs from base 1 to 672 and encodes 223 amino acids. Lineage: Eukaryota; Fungi; Ascomycota; Sordariomycetes; Sordariales; Lasiosphaeriaceae.
AUGCACAACCCAUCACUCCGCACCCUCCUCCAGCAGGCCGUCCUCGGCUAUGCGACCCUGUCCCUCGCCCUAGCCGGCACGCCAGACACGGCCGCCUCCGCAGACGAGCUCGUGGCGCGGGAGCUCACGCUGGCUGACGGCACCACGGCAACCAUCCUCGAGCACCCGAGCCUGCUCUACGCGCGCGACGUCCCAGCCCCCCCGAAACAGCAGCAGCGCAACCAGCUCGCCGCGCGGGCGACAUACAGCCCGUGCGGGGGAGGCUUCUGGGACGACCUGUGCGGCGAGGGGCAGCCGCGCGAGAGCUUCGGCGCCGGCACGCCGGUGGCGGCCGACUGCCGGGCCAUCGCGGACGCGUACCCCAGCUGCGGGUACUGGACGGUGAAAUCGGCGGAACUGGUCGCCGCCGGCGCCACCCCGGGCACUAACGGCGCCACGGGCGCCGGCGGCUGGGUCACGCUCGCCCAACACGGCACCUGCCGCUUCCGCGUCCAGCUGCAGACGCGCCCGCUGCAGACGCUGUACUUUGGGACCAACGACUUGCGGUUCUACACGUACAGCUGGGUUGGCGACGAGCAGAACGGGCAUAUUCAGGCUGUUGGCGGUGUUAUUUGUAAUAACAACACCGCAGGCGCGUUUCUCGGCGUCGGGUGGGGGUUGUACCACACGUGA